Messenger RNA from Glycine soja, 660 nucleotides. RefSeq lists its product as uncharacterized. The transcript is spliced from 3 exons. The record is from RefSeq and is a predicted model, not a curated record. The coding region runs from base 1 to 660 and encodes 219 amino acids. NCBI's taxonomy places the organism in Eukaryota, Viridiplantae, Streptophyta, Magnoliopsida, Fabales, Fabaceae.
AUGGCUAAUCCAGUUGUUGCUUCUAUAUCUGCUAAUCUGAAUUCGGUUCCAGUUCUUGAUGGUGCAAAUUUUAAGGACCGGAAAGAGAACAUGGAAAUUGUUCUUGGUUGCAUGGAUCUAGACCUUGCAUUAAGGAUUGAGAAACCCCCUUCUCCUAUGGAUUCCAGGGCACUAACUAGUGCCAAAGAAUUCCUUGCUGAAAUUGAAAAGUGCUUUGCAAAAAGCGAUAAGGCGGAAACAAGUACUCUCCUUCAGAACUUGAUUUCCAUGAAGUAUCAAGGCAAAGGAAAUUUCAGGGAAUACAUUAUGGGAAUGUCAAAUAUUGCUCCAAAAUUAAAGGCACUAAAGCUCGAGUUAUCGGAAGACUUGCUUAUUCAUUUAGUGUUGAUUUUUCUUCCUUCGCAGUUUAGUCAGUUUAAGAUCUCUUAUAACUGUCAGAAGGAGAAAUGGUCUCUUAAUGAGCUCAUUUCAUACUAUGUGCAAGAAGAGGAAAGGUUGAAGCAAGAAAGGACUGAAAGUGCUGAUGUUGUGAGUACCUCUAAAGACAAGGGCAAAAGAAAAAGGAUUGAGGAGCCCAAAAUGAAGCUGCUAAGGGUCCAGGACAAAAGAAACAAAAUCAGGGUGACAACUAUUUCUUUUGCAGUAAGCCUGGACAUGUAA